UACGCUGUGAUCCCAGUUAUUUUCCUCAGUCUCCAGUCGUUACAACUUCCAGAACCAUGAAGAGUCUUUUGGUAUUGGCCUUGUUCAUUGCAGUGCCCUUUGUGGUGGCUAUGCCGUAUGUCCCUGCAGAAGAGGUUCAAGAUCUCGAACUGAUUCCUGUAGACGUAAUACGCAUAAGACGCAUGGCCUUCCCUGGACACGGCGGCGGGUACGGAGGAGGGUACGGCGGUGGAUACCACGACCGAUUCGGCUUAGGAUACGGAGGGGGACACCGAGGCCACUAUGGUGGAGGUGGCUUCAGCCAGAGCCACAGCCAAGCCUCUAGCUCCAGCUCCAGUUUCGGAGGAGGAUUCGGUAGAUCUGGCGCCUCCAGCCAAUCUAGCGCAGGCUCCAGUUCCGGUGGCUUCGGCCGAUGAUUACAACAUCAUCGGAGCUAAAAGCGAGAAUUAAAUAUCACCUUCAACAACAGCAAAAUAUAUCGGCCAGAAAUCGUCUUAUUCCAGUAGGAAGCUUAUGCACAAGAACGAAAAGAACAGACAGUUGGUACAACAUAAAUCAUGCAAGCAGUAUUCUCAGAAACUGUCAGUAAAUCUAUUUCAUCUAAAAAUUUUUAUACUUUUGAAAAUAAAACACUUCAAAAUUAA
Molecule: messenger RNA, 644 nt
Organism: Cryptotermes secundus
Lineage: Eukaryota; Metazoa; Arthropoda; Insecta; Blattodea; Kalotermitidae
Product: holotricin-3-like
Exons: 3
Coding region: 57-416 (119 amino acids)
Source: RefSeq, a predicted model, not a curated record